CAUUGCUUUUUCUUCAGCACCAGGGCUCUGGACAGCGCCCUGGGAGGGCUGCUGUUUGCAUGCCCCUUCCUCUCUAAAGCCAAGCAGCCCUGCUAUUGCCCCUCUAGUCCCCCUACUGCAGAGAAAGAAAAUUACACCGGGAUCCAUGCAGCCAGCAAUGAUGAUGUUUUCCAGUAAAUACUGGGCAAGGAGAGGGUUUUCCUUGGAUUCUGCGGUGCCGGAAGAGCAUCAGCUACUUGGCAACUUAACACUCAAUAAAGCUAACUCUGGCAGAAAUGAUGAUAAAAAAGGCAACAAGGGAAGCAGCAAAAGUGAAACUGCUACUGAAAGUGGCAAGACAGCAGUUGUAUUCUCCUUGAAAAAUGAAGUUGGUGGAUUGGUAAAAGCGCUGAAGCUCUUUCAGGAAAAACAUGUUAACAUGGUUCAUAUCGAGUCCAGGAAAUCCCGGCGAAGAAGUUCGGAGGUAGAAAUCUUUGUGGAUUGUGAAUGUGGCAAAACAGAAUUCAAUGAGCUCAUUCAGUUGCUGAAAUUUCAAACCACAAUUGUGACUCUGAACCCUCCGGAGAACAUUUGGACUGAGGAAGAAGAGCUAGAGGAUGUGCCCUGGUUCCCCCGGAAGAUCUCUGAGUUAGACAAAUGCUCUCACAGAGUCCUCAUGUAUGGCUCUGAGCUUGAUGCCGAUCACCCAGGAUUUAAGGACAAUGUCUAUCGACAGAGAAGAAAGUAUUUUGUGGAUGUGGCCAUGGGUUAUAAAUAUGGUCAGCCCAUCCCCAGGGUGGAGUAUACCGAGGAAGAAACGAAAACUUGGGGUGUUGUGUUCCGGGAGCUCUCCAAACUCUACCCCACGCACGCUUGCCGGGAGUAUUUGAAAAACUUCCCUCUGCUGACUAAAUACUGUGGCUACAGGGAGGACAAUGUACCUCAACUUGAAGAUGUGUCUGUGUUUCUGAAAGAAAGGUCUGGCUUCACGGUGAGGCCAGUGGCUGGAUAUCUGAGUCCGAGAGACUUCCUGGCAGGAUUGGCCUACAGAGUGUUCCACUGUACUCAGUACAUCCGGCAUGGGUCUGAUCCCCUCUACACCCCAGAACCGGACACAUGUCACGAACUCCUGGGACAUGUUCCACUACUUGCGGAUCCUAAAUUUGCUCAAUUUUCACAAGAAAUAGGCCUGGCCUCUCUGGGAGCAUCAGAUGAAGAUGUUCAGAAACUAGCCACAUGCUAUUUCUUCACAAUUGAGUUUGGCCUUUGUAAGCAAGAAGGGCAACUGCGGGCAUAUGGAGCAGGACUGCUUUCUUCCAUUGGAGAAUUAAAGCACGCUCUUUCUGACAAGGCAUGUGUGAAAGCCUUUGACCCAAAGACAACUUGCUUACAGGAAUGCCUUAUCACUACCUUCCAGGAAGCCUACUUUGUUUCAGAAAGUUUUGAAGAAGCUAAAGAAAAGAUGAGGGACUUUGCAAAGUCAAUUACUCGUCCCUUCUCAGUAUACUUCAAUCCCUACACUCAGAGUAUUGAAAUUCUGAAAGACACCAGGAGUAUUGAAAACGUGGUGCAGGACCUCCGCAGUGAUUUGAACACAGUGUGUGAUGCCUUGAACAAAAUGAACCAGUAUCUGGGGAUCUGAUACCUGGGAACAGUGUUGAUGCCAGCACAAUCUUUUUGGGGCUUAGCAGCAAUUCAGUCAAUGUCAUAGAACACCAAUAACUUUCUGUGCCCUGCCUUGGCUAGGAAGCAUGCAACUCUGUGUAUCUUGACCUAUGUAACUUACUGUGUUAAUAUGUGAAACCCCAUGACACAUCACUGCUCAUUGUAUGAAAGACUGUAACACAUUUCAAUGUUUUAAAUAGAUUUAACAUUUCUGCCCAGUGUCCUUAACCAAGCUGUAUCUAUUUAAAGUGUGUAACAAAUAGUACUCUUAUAAUUCUAGCUUAUGACCUUUUCUCUUCGAUCUGAGCCUUUCCUCUGUGUUCAUUAGAUAAAAUGAAAAUAGCAGUGAAGCUGUUUCUUUUUCCUGCAGUAUCAGUGUUUUCACAGCAUUUUUUGAGAUAAACCCAGAGUUGUAUGAAAUUUCACAUGAACAAAAGAUUCAGCAUUCUCUUUCAGAUAUUGAAAAUGUUGAACACAACAGUUGCAGUGGCUUUUAGGCUGAGACUUUAUACAAUGUAAGGAAAGAGAACUUUUAACAAGCAGAAUAUAUAGGUUCAUUGACCUUGCAUAAACUGAGUUGUGGCACACUUCUCAAAUUAUUUUGGAAGAAAUAACGUUUAGGAAGGACAUUAGAAAUGACUAAACCAUGGGGAAUAAAUCUCGGGACUAUGGAUUUUAUGCUGGAAUAAAGUGAAUUAUCUUUUGCAGGUGUUUAACCUGUUUCUUUUAGAGAACAACAAAAUCAAGAACUUUGACUUAAAAAGUGCAGAGAUUGAAUCUCAAGAGGUUAAGUGAUUUGCCAAAAGUAGCACAGUUAGCUGCACACCAACGUACAGCCCAUUGCACCUUGCUUUUCUGAAUUGCUGAGAAGCUCCAUGUGGUAUAUACAUGUAUUUAUGUGUAGUCAGAGAGGGGAAACUAACAAUUGUCAAAAGUAAUGUAUAACACUAAAUCAGCCUUGGUUUGUGCCCAAGGGUUGCCAACAAUGUGGAUGUCUCUUUCAUCAUCCCAAACAACACCAGAUUUCUAGGAUUUUGUCUCCUUAGUUUGGGUCAAUUUGGGAAAACAAUAGUGUUACACCAGAUUUCAACUUUUCUUUUGUGCCGUAAGAGGUGUAUUCAGGUAAUUAAAUGGACAAAUAAAAAUAUUGAAUGAAUUUCAUCUUCUGAUUGAAUUUCAUGAAUUUCAUCUUCUGAUUCCUUCACCAAAUGCUACCACUGGUCCUCUAAUUCUGCUCUGGUAGAAUACCGAAUGGAUGAAAGGGCAGAUGAGAAGUAGGGAAGAAAAUGA
Talpa occidentalis (Iberian mole) is the source of this 2934-nucleotide messenger RNA. It is a transcript of the gene TPH2, whose product is annotated as tryptophan hydroxylase 2. Gene Ontology annotation, biological process: serotonin biosynthetic process; aromatic amino acid metabolic process. NCBI's taxonomy places the organism in Eukaryota, Metazoa, Chordata, Mammalia, Eulipotyphla, Talpidae. The transcript has 11 exons. Bases 146 to 1621 code for a protein of 491 amino acids. Gene Ontology annotation, cellular component: neuron projection. The record is from RefSeq and is a predicted model, not a curated record. Gene Ontology annotation, molecular function: iron ion binding; tryptophan 5-monooxygenase activity.